AUGGGCACUGCCUAUAUGGAACUGACAUCCCAAUUUUAUGCUAACUUGCACGAGCCCGAUUAUGUAAACUGUACUUUCAAGACUCAUGUUGAAGGAAAAGUAAUUGUUGUGGAUCGUAAAGUUAUUGCUCAUCUCCUGGACUUGACUCAUGUUGGUGACUUUAUUUUACCUCCUCCCGAGCACCUGAUACCUUCUCCAAAUGUGAUCUCAAGUUUCCUUCUUGCAAGGGAUGUUUCCUGGAGUGAUGCCUUAGCACUCAAGAGAGUUGGAGUGAAGAGUUUAGUGUUAGAAAGAGCAAAUGAGCUGAGAGUCACUGGUGGUUCUCUAACUCUUUUCCCAAAUGCUUGGGUUGCUCUUGAAGCACUUGGUGUUGCUCACAAACUUACUGCCGUCUACAAACCUUUCAAAAGGGGAGAAGUUACUAAUAUUGCAAAUGGAGUUACCCAGGAGAUUCUGUUUACAACUGAUGAAGGGGAUGAGUGGUUGACAAGAGGACUUAGGUCUGUGCAUAGGAGAGCCUUACUUGAAGCCCUGUCAGAAGAACUACCAGCUGAUACAAUCCGUUACUCGUCCAGGCUUCGCUCAAUCGAAAAAGCGGAAACACGUAACGGUGCAGAUUCGUACGGGGUGAUUAUUCAUUUUGAAGAUGGGACUAAUAUCCAUACCAAGGUUUUGAUAGGGUGUGAUGGUGUCCAUUCUGUGGUGGCAAAGUGGUUGGGGCUUAAAACACCGGUCUCUUCAGGUCGAUAUGCCGUGCGUGGAUUAGGAGUGUUUCCUGAAGGUCAUGGAUUGAAACAUGAAGUUCAGCAAUUUGUUGCAGAAGGCCAAAGAUUCGGUAUCAUGCCAAAUACUAACAAUGACGUCUUCUGGUUCAUGACUUAUCAAUCCACCCCCAGUGCAGAAGAAGAGAUGGCAAAAGGAGACCCAAAAAUCAUACAAAAGACAAUGUUAGAGAAAAUACCCGAUUCUGCACAAAUAGUCAAAGAUGUUAUACAACAUGCUUACAUGCCAAGUUUAUCAUGGGGACCCCUGCAGUUCAGAUACCCAUGGGAUCUUCUUUUUGGUAAAGUCUCGAACGGUACAAUAACCGUGGCAGGUGACGCAAUGCACCCAAUGACACCAGACCUUGGUCAAGGUGGUUGUUCGGCAUUAGAAGACGCGGUGGUGUUGGGACGCCAUAUAGGAAAUUCGUACAUCAGAAACGGUGGAACGCUAUCACAGGAGGAUUUAGAGGUUGAAAUAGGAAUGUAUGUCAAGGAGAGGAGAUUUAGAACAGCUGGUUUGAUUACUGGCUCAUACAUUUCAGGUUGGGCUCAACAAGGGGGUGGUGGUGUUGGUAUAAUCUCAUCAUCAAGACUUGUAGGAUGGUUGACAAAGUUUGUUCGAGAUACGGUAUUUUAUAAGAUAGGAUUCCGCCGGUUAGUUGGUUUGGUGCAGUAUGAUUGUGGAAAGUUACCUACUGGUUCAACUUCAUGUGGAAAUUGA
This is a messenger RNA of Papaver somniferum (opium poppy), 1485 nucleotides long. Its product is annotated as monooxygenase 2-like. Bases 1 to 1485 code for a protein of 494 amino acids. Lineage: Eukaryota; Viridiplantae; Streptophyta; Magnoliopsida; Ranunculales; Papaveraceae. The record is from RefSeq and is a predicted model, not a curated record. Gene Ontology annotation, molecular function: FAD binding. The transcript has 6 exons.